Messenger RNA from Oncorhynchus gorbuscha (pink salmon), 5271 nucleotides. RefSeq names its product fibroblast growth factor 6-like. Lineage: Eukaryota; Metazoa; Chordata; Actinopteri; Salmoniformes; Salmonidae. Gene Ontology annotation, cellular component: cytoplasm. The record is from RefSeq and is a predicted model, not a curated record. Bases 368 to 988 code for a protein of 206 amino acids. The transcript has 3 exons. Gene Ontology annotation, molecular function: fibroblast growth factor receptor binding; growth factor activity. Gene Ontology annotation, biological process: regulation of cell migration; animal organ morphogenesis; positive regulation of gene expression.
CCCCAUCCUCCGCCCUUGUAUUAUUCGAAGGGGCAGCAGUGAACUCAGCAUGAUGUAAUCUAGAGAUGCGAUAGCCUGGCAAGGUGAAACAGGGUUUUGGUGAGUGGUGUUAUCCACGGCCUGCGUUGCCCACAGAGAGAGGGAGGCGCGGGGCUGCAAAACAUGGUAAUCAUCACCGCCACCAUCUCAAGCACUGCCACGCGCACUCCCAUUUCUACUCCUCUGCAUUGGGGCUGUCGUCUCAUGCCCAGACCCCUGAUCAGCUUUCCAAAAAUAAUCCUCUGCCAGCAUGCCGAAGGAAGAAAAACAAGAAGAGUGGUAUUUUUAGGGCCAUUCAUUUUGACCACGUGCCCCGAAGGUAAACCGGAUGGCCAUUGCGCAAAGGUUCCUCAUCAGUAUGUCCUACGAGGCCAGCACGCACUGGACGUUGACUGCGAUUGUUCUCUUGGGGUUCAUAGUAGGGAUUGUGUCAUCAUAUCCUAUUCCGAGCAGGACAAAUGCAACGUUAUUGGAGAAAAGAUGGGAGACCCUCUUCUCCCGCUCCAUUCUGGGCAUCUCGGGGGAGAAAUCGGACCUGAACUGGGAGAGUGACUAUUUGCUAGGUAUCAAAAGAGUCCGGAGGCUCUACUGCAACGCGGGUAUCGGGUUUCACCUCCAGGUCCUCCCAGACGGGAGGAUAAAUGGUGUACAUAAUGAAAACCAGUACAGUCUAAUAGAGAUCUCAACGGUAGAGCGAGGAGUGGUUAGCUUGUAUGGGGUAAGGAGUGAGCUGUUUGUCGCAAUGAAUAGCCGAGGAAGGUUAUACGGAACGACAGUCUUCCAUGAUGAGUGCAAGUUCAGAGAGAGCAUGCUGCCAAACAACUACAACGCCUAUGAGUCUUCCGUUUACAGAGGCUCCUACAUUGCUCUCAACAAGCAUGGCCGUCUGAAGAGAGGCAAAAAGGCCACCACUGCCAUGACUGUCACACACUUCCUCCCCAGAAUAUGAGCAAAACUGGCAAUAACUCACUUAUUUGCACAUGUGGAUUGUUUUCCAGGUAACAUUAUACUGUAUACACGCAUACACCAAUACAAAUGGACUGCAAAAGAAAGAAAUACCACUAUAUAUGAUGGUAUUUAUUCAGUCUUUUAUAUGUACAUUUCGAUAGCUUACUUUGUUUUACAACUUAUGGAUAUGCCAUUAUUUGCUGCUUGUUAUUUUAAUGAGUAUUAUAUAAGGUGUGGAGAAGCUUCGUCUGUCCCCUCCACUUGAUAUGGGUGCUUGCCAUAUCUGGUGGAGACCUUGCCCUGUCAGUGGAUGACAGCUCAGCCUCUAGAAGUGAAAUGGAUACUUUUCAUUACCUCAAAGCGCCACGUCACCGAAUGGAAAAAAAAUGUGUGCAUGAAAUUUCUACUGAGAAGAAUGCCUGUUUACUUUGAACUUUUGUCGUUAUCAAUCAAGGACUAGACAUUUUCCAUCCUCUGUGUCAACAUUAUACCAUUGUAUAGUAAGGGUAACUAGAGCACUUGUUUGUUUCCUUGCUUUGUGAUGAGAUGGUGUGUGCCUUUGAUUCCUACUUGAGAGCCCCUUCCCUUGCAUGCGAGAAAUGUGCCCCUCAGUCAGAAAUAGGGAUGACACGCAGGUCAUCACUAACCUCAUACACUCCAGGGGGCUUUAGCCCGAUUCCUAAAGGCCCACAAGUAUCCUCCGUUUCUUUUCUUUUCUUUUCAGAAUAACGUCAAUCAAGUAAUUGAGACUCUAAUUGAGACUCUUGUGUCUGAGCUCAAAGCCAUUGAUGUGGAAAGCUAGAGCUGGAGACCCACCAUCCUAGGGGGCUUGACAAUCCUGGCUUUUAUGAGGCUAGAUUUUAUGAGGCUAGAUGGUUUUAUGAGGCUAAGUGUAUGAUGGCUUGAUGGUCAGACCAGAUUGAAAUGUGUGUAUGUGCCUGGUCUUGGACUAAAGGGAGCCUGCUGUACAAAUCAAACAGUUUGAUUCCUUUUGAAACUGAUGAGGGUUGAAACCUUAACUUGUGCGCUGGUUCGAUGUCUGUUGUUGCACUUACAGUAUCUCCAUUUCUGCAGUAAAUGUUGAGCUGCAGAAAUGGUGCUUGUUUUCACAUUCACUCUGGAAAUGAGGUUCAGCUACAUUCGUUUGAAGUAAUGCCAAUAUUACAUUGACAUUUUUUUUGAGGGAUGUUGCUUAUUUCACGCAACUGAGAUUUGCUAACAAUAUUUCAGGUAGCUAGUGCAAUCUGUAUUUUACAUAUAAUAUCUGAUAGUUAGAUCAUAACGAUUGUACUCAUAGGUACCUGUUUCUCUCUUUCAUCGCUUAUAGCAGUUGUUAAGUUGUAGGUCUUGUGUGAAAGAAAAACAGAAGCAAUGUCUCAAAGCAUUUCCCGAAAGGCUUUACAGUAGUGAUGUUUGGGCUUUGUGCAUUGAAGUCAAUGCUUACUUGCUCUCCUCCUCGAAUACUGUACGUUUCCAUAGUGGAGCGAUAAACCCAUACAGUGCUGUACUGACAUAAAGAAGAGUACUUAUAUGGGACUGUGCAUGUGGUACCCAUUGUUCUUUUAACCUGCUAAGGAUGCAGAUCAUUUUGGACAGGCUACUCCCCAAAUACCCGAGCAGACCCCCCUUGUCCAGUGGACACUGUAAAAGCCUUUGUUCAACAAUGGCCAUGAGAUUCCAGAAGUAUCCUUCCUCUCCCAUCCGGAGCCAUUUUAGUCCAAGGUCAGAGUCAUAGACUUCUUUCACUGUGUCUAGCUAGGCACGUGAUGUUCAGGUUGACCCGGGGUUGACCCGGAUCUCUUUUCCCCUUUGACCUACAUUCGCUCUGUUAUUCCUUUAUUUAUUCGUGGUUGAUAUGUAGCUCGAAGAAAACCUUGCAUGAAUGACAUACAGUGAUUGUUUAGGUGUAAGUGGUUUGAUGAUUCUGUACCUCUCUUUGACUGGUGGGCCAUGAGCAUGGACUUAUUGGGAACGGAGUGACAGAAUCUGAUUUAAAGACGGUUUAUCUUUGGUUAUUACAGUGCUAUAGGUAUGUUUGGUGCGUCAGAGUAAAAUGCAUAAGAUGUUGUCAUCGUUUACCUCUUUUACAUUUACACCAGUUCAAUUCUCAUUCCAACACAGCAUUCAUCGGUAGCCAACUGUCAAAUGGAUUUGAGCUGGUGCUUACCUUCCCCCAAGUACUUGUAGUAGGAAGAGACAGGCUGCGGGCUCGAUGCAGUGUCUAGUUGAGAUGGAACACAGAAUGCAUCCAUGUGUACACCCAUCAUACUCUGUAUCUGCCACAGCAAAAGAGAAAGCAGACGUGUUAUCAGAUCAAUUUACCUUGAGUCAGGAAUGAAAUGGAAUUGUCCUGCUGUGCAGUGCUCGCAAAGCACUACUUCCAAGGAAGAUGGUAUACAAGGCAGAUGGUAUACAAGGCGGAUGGUAUACAAGGCGGAUGGUAUACAAGGCGGAUGGUAUACAAGGCGGAUGGUAUACAAGGCAAAUGGUAUACAAGGCGGAUGGUAUACAAGGCGGAUGGUAUACAAGGCGGAUGGUAUACAAGGCGGAUGGUAUACAAGGCGGAUGGUAUACAAGGCGGAUGGUAUACAAGGCGGAUGGUAUACAAGGCGGAUGGUAUACAAGGCGGAUGGUAUACAAGGCAAAUGGUAUACAAGGCGGAUGGUAUACAAGGCGGAUGGUAUACAAGGCGGAUGGUAUACAAGGCGGAUGGUAUACAAGGCAGAUGGCAAACAAAGAGGAUGGCAAACAAAGAGGAAGGCAGACAAUGAAAAUAUGUAACACAAAGGCUGUUUUGGAUGUGGGCCAUUAUGGAGUUUUGUUCAGUCUUCCAAGUAGAGUUAUCUCUACAGAUAGCACCAGAUCAAGCCUACCUAUAUUGUCACAAUGUAACUGAAAAAUGUCUUGAGAAUGAUCUAUUCAGGAUUGUGGAAUGAAUGAAAACGAGCUUUUCUACCACUUUGCAUGUGUCUUUCUGGGAUGACGUAGCAGGAUUCAUGGUUUCAUUUCAUCUGGGUGGUGCAACAACAUCCUAUUGUAUUUAUCAUUCAUAUUUUUGGGGCCGGUCUAUAUGGACAACAGGACACUAUCUGGACAACCUUGAGAUUUUGUAUGAAAAGCGCUAUAUAAAAUAAAUCUAUUAUUAUUAUUAACAAGCAAAUACAUGAACUGAAAUAGAGAUAUUUGGAAGUGUGAGAAUUGUGCCUCAGUCAAAAAUGGUUUCUUAUGUCAGAAAGAGCACCUAGUUUAGUGUACACCUGUUAGACCUUCACACAAGUCUUUGUACUAAAUGCAUUAAAGCUGCCCAAAGAGUGUUAGAUACGCAAAUGGUGUUGAAGCCUGCAGUAGCUUACAAUGCAAUCCAUUGUGGGCUCUCCAACGUGUGCAAAUGGUGUUCAAGCCUGCAGUAGCUUACAAUGCAAUCCAUUGUGGGCUCUCCAACGUGUGCAAAUGGUGUUGAAGCCUGCAGUAGCUUACAAUGCAAUCCAUUGUGGGCUCUCCAACGUGUGCAAAUGGUGUUGAAGCCUGCAGUAGCUUACAAUGCAAUCCAUUGUGGGCUCUCCAACGUGUGCAAAGGGUGUUGAAGCCUGCAGUAGCUUACAAUGCAAUCCAUUGUGGGCUCUCCAACGUGUGCAAAUGGUGUUGAAGCCUGCAGUAGCUAACAAUGCAAUCCAUUGUGGGCUCUCCAACGUGUGCAAAUGGUGUUCAAGCCUGCAGUAGCUUACAAUGCAAUCCAUUGUGGGCUCUCCAACGUGUGCAAAUGGUGUUCAAGCCUGCAGUAGCUUACAAUGCAAUCCAUUGUGGGCUCUCCAACGUGUGCAAAGGGUGUUCAAGCCUGCAGUAGCUUACAAUGCAAUCCAUUGUGGGCUCUCCAACGUGUGCAAAUGGUGUUGAAGCCUGCAGUAGCUUACAAUGCAAUCCAUUGUGGGCUCUCCAACGUGUGCAAAGGUGGCGGUAGCGAGUCUGUGUGUGCCCUGUGUGUCUGCAGCCUUAGUUUGUGUUCUCAGUUUUAUAGUCCUGUACUGAGGGGAGUGUGCAUCCUCUAAAUCCCCCUCGUCUUUUUUUAACAUAUACCUUACCUUCUGCCUUAGUUCCGAUUUAUUGAAAUGAUUGUAAAUUAGUUUGAAAAACAGACUUCUCCAAUCAUUUGUUUCUGGGGGGGAAAAGCAUAUGUUGACGAGUAAGAAUACUAAUAUAUCAAAAAUGGCUUUCCUUUUAUUUUUGUACGUAUGUGCUGUGCACAACAGUCAACUGUAUCCCUGCAAUAAUAAUAAAACAUGUUUU